Molecule: messenger RNA, 351 nt
Organism: Microthlaspi erraticum
Lineage: Eukaryota; Viridiplantae; Streptophyta; Magnoliopsida; Brassicales; Brassicaceae
Source: the annotation of a GenBank genome assembly
AUGACUAAACUAUGGACUCUUCUAUCUGCUGUUCAUUCCAUCGCUGGGCCUGUUGUGAUGCUCCUAUAUCCCUUAUAUGCGUCGGUGAUAGCAAUAGAGAGCCCAUCAAAAGUAGACGAUGAGCAAUGGCUUGCUUAUUGGAUUCUUUACUCUUUCCUUACUCUCACGGAACUCAUCCUUCAGUCUCUCAUAGAGUGGAUACCGAUAUGGUACACGGCGAAGCUAGUUUUGGUGGCAUGGUUGGUUCUGCCGCAAUUUAGAGGGGCUGCUUUCAUAUACAACAGAGUCGUGAGGGAACAGUUUAGGAAGUAUGGCAUUCUCAAACCUAAGGCACAACAUCAGGCUGAGUGA